Molecule: messenger RNA, 2827 nt
Organism: Mus musculus (house mouse)
Lineage: Eukaryota; Metazoa; Chordata; Mammalia; Rodentia; Muridae
Gene: Sdr42e2
Product: short chain dehydrogenase/reductase family 42E, member 2
Exons: 12
Coding region: 376-2196 (606 amino acids)
Biological process (GO): steroid biosynthetic process
Molecular function (GO): steroid dehydrogenase activity, acting on the CH-OH group of donors, NAD or NADP as acceptor; oxidoreductase activity, acting on the CH-OH group of donors, NAD or NADP as acceptor
Source: RefSeq, marked validated
GGGCUGAAGAAGUGGAUGAGGAAACAGGUGGAAUAAAGAAGAGGAGAAAGGGAAACAGAAUGGUAUGGAAGAGCGGUAGCUGGUAGAGCAGACAGGACAGGUCAGGCUCUGCGGCUCCUCUGCCUCUUUUCUUCUCCAGAAACGCUUGCUCACCCUCAGGUGAGUGGGGCUGCGAGACUCUAGGCUGAAGAGCGCGGAGCGACAGGGCGGGACAGCAGGGGCGGAGGGGCAGGGCGGGGCAGUGCCCGGGCCAGCCCCGCUGCUGCCACACAGGUGGUGCCUGCCUUGGCGCGGAGACCCAAGAGGCGCUGGACGCACGCAUCGCUGCGGGAGCCCGAGCCAGGUGGACAGCCUCUAUACAUGGCUUCAUAGAAAAUGAAGACCAACCCUGCGGGCUCCCCACUAGAAACCUGUCAAACUGCAGGCCAGGGUGAGAAGGGAUGCCCUGUAUGCCAGGCCUGCAGAGGGACCUCAGGCCUGGGAUCUGCUUCAGAGUCGGGAUCAGGCCUUAGGCCAGGGCCUGGAGUGGUUCUGGACUCUGGACUGGGGCCUGGAUCUGGAACUAGUGCUGUUCCAGGGUCUGGGCCACAGCCUAGUGCUGUUUCUGUGACUGGGCUGCGACCUGGUACUACUUCAGGGCCUAAUGCUACUCUGGGACCUGGGCUAGGAGCAGGAUCAUUACCUGGACCAGGAGCUAGGUCUGGACUGAGGCCAGGAUCAGAGUCAGUACCUCAGCCAGGAGCGGGGUCAGUACCUCAACCAGGAGCUGGCCCAGUACCUCAGCCAGGAGUUGGCCCAGUACCUCACCCAGGAGCUGGGUCAGUAUCCCAGCCAGGAGCUGGGUCAGUAUCUCAGCCAGUAAGCGAGUCAGUAACUAGUCCAGGAUCUGCACCAUUACCUGGGCUGGGGCUAGGGCCUGGGACCAGACGAGGCUCCGGGACUGGCUCUGACCCCAUUGAAUCUGUGAGAACCCCAGUACCAGUGCAACAGCAGAAGACUCAGGCCAAACACACACAGGCCCCCAGACAGAAGGUUCUGGUGACCGGAGGAGGAGGUUACCUGGGCUUCAGCCUGGGUUCCAGCCUGGCCAAGAGAGGCACCUCUGUCAUCCUGCUUGACCUCCGCAGACCCCAGUGGCCACUACCUUCAGGAACUGAGUUUGUCCAGGCUGAUGUCCGAGAUGAAGAAGCCCUGUACCAAGCCUUCCAGGGGGUGGACUGUGUCUUUCAUGUGGCCUCCUACGGCAUGUCUGGGGCUGAGAAGCUACAAAAACAGGAGAUUGAGUCUAUAAAUGUCGGAGGCACCAAACUAGUGAUUAAUGUCUGUGUCCGUCGGCGGGUUCCGAGACUCGUGUACACCAGCACAGUCAACGUGACGUUUGGUGGGAAGCCCAUAGAACAGGGCAAUGAGGAGUCCAUUCCGUACUUCCCCCUGGACAAGCAUAUGGACCACUACUCUCGAACCAAAGCCAUUGCCGACCAGUUGACUCUCAUGGCCAAUGGGACACCGCUCCUAGGAGGAGGCACCCUCCGCACCUGUGUGCUCCGUCCCCCAGGGAUCUAUGGUCCUGAAGAACAGAGACACCUGCCCCGGGUGGCGAGCCACAUCAAGAAGAGACUGUUCAUGUUCCGGUUUGGGGACCGCAAGACGCGCAUGAACUGGGUCCAUGUGCAGAAUCUGGUGCAGGCACACAUGCUGGCGGCCGAGGGUCUCACCAUGGCUAAAGGCUACGUGGCUAGCGGGCAAGCAUACUACAUCAAUGAUGGGGAGAGUGUCAACCUCUUUGAGUGGAUGGCCCCACUGUUUGAGAAGCUGGGGUACAGUCAGCCCUGGAUCCAGGUACCGACCUCCUGUGUUUAUCUGACAGCUGCAGUGAUGGAGUACCUGCACCUGGCACUGAGACCCAUCUGCACCAUCCCCCCACUACUCACCCGCAGUGAGGUGCUCAGCGUGGCCGUGACGCACACUUUCCAGAUUGCCAAGGCCCGCACUCAACUUGGUUAUGCGCCGGACAAGUUCAGCUUCGCCGACGCAGUGGAGCGAUAUGUGCAGGCCACGACCCCGCAGCCCCGCUGUUGCAUCGUGCUGACGCUCCUGCGGCUGCUGCUCAUGCUGCUGCUACUGUUCGCCCUGCUCGGCCUGGCCCUGUACUUCCUAGGGCUGCAGCCUUUGCAGGCGGUGGUGGAAAGGCUCUGAGCCCGACCACGACCACGACCACGACCUCGCCCACGUAGUAGCUCGCUAUCUUUCUACCUGGCUUGACCUCCCGGUUUAGGCCCGCCCCUGCCUCUUGACUCCGCCCCGAUUCCUGGCCACGCCUCUGCUUCGCUCUCUUGGCUUCUAUUCGUCUGCACAUUUGGGUUUCCCGGCUCUUGGCUCCUUGAUCCUGUGUGUUACUCUUUUCCCGAGGCUAGGCGAGGCGGUUGAUGAGGUCCCAGCCUCAGCCUGCUUCCCCUUCCCAGCCAUUUCCAGUCCUACCCAGUCUAGCCCUCUCCUUCCUAUUCUUCCAGAUUCUUCCCUGAUCUGACUUCACCCCUUUCUGCCUCCAUCUCUACGCUGAAACCCCAGUGAGGUCGCUUCUGUUGGGAUAAGCCUUAGCCCUGCCUUCACGGUUGGUCUAAAUGCGUGAGUUCUGGUUGGUGGAGUCUGUGGAAUUGGACCUGUCUUCUGCCUCCUUCAAGGACCUUCUCCCUGCCACGGCUUCUUUGAGUUUAUCCUGACACCUAUCUAUGUGUUGACUAGCUGGGAAAGGAUACCCAAGCCCAACUUAGUAACUUUUGGUUCUCAUUUAACGAGUGGAACCGACUAAGCACAGUAAAACGUUUCA